Hansenula anomala is the source of this 1854-nucleotide messenger RNA. RefSeq lists its product as uncharacterized. Bases 1 to 1854 code for a protein of 617 amino acids. The record is from RefSeq and is a predicted model, not a curated record. The transcript has a single exon. NCBI's taxonomy places the organism in Eukaryota, Fungi, Ascomycota, Saccharomycetes, Phaffomycetales, Wickerhamomycetaceae.
AUGGAGAAGGAGCAGAGCCAGGACGACUUCAUCCGCGAGAGGUUGAGCCAUAACUUCGAGGCGUACACCAACAAUGCCAUCUUGAACAAGUUAACACCGAGUAGGUCCUUAGGCAGAGCUAGUUCAGUGCAGUCCUCGAGUAGGAAAUCAGAUUCGUCGUGGGGCAAAAAGUACCCAAAGAGAAACGAUUCCAAUAUCGUUACUUCUCCAGUCAAGACGCUGAGACAGUUUGGUGCUAAAGAUGGUGGUGCUGAUGAUGGUGCUGAUGAUGAUGAUGAUGAAUAUGAUACCACAACAAAUUAUGAUGAUGAUAAUAGUAAAAAGGAUUCCACCACUGUUAAUGUACCGCUACAAUCAUCUCCAAAGAAACCUUUGAGGAAAGGGACACCAAAAGUGCCAAAGACUCAAAAGACAAAGGAUGCUAAAUCUGAAAAGAAGAAGAAAUCUGAUACACAACACGUCCCAAGCACAGCGGAUCUUCAUAAUAGUUCAAAUAGAAGAAUAGUGACAAAUAGCCAUAUCAAUCACCAUGUGUCUACACAGGGUAUUGAUGAUGAUGGCGCUGGUGCCGGUGGUGCUCAUUUGCAUAGUGAUAAUACCCUUUUAAGUGAGAUUCCAAGUGAUAUAUUGAGUCCUGAGAAACAUAUUUAUCCACAAGAAAAUCUACGAAGAUCUUCAUCAAAUAUCCCAUCAGCUACAAAAGUCAAAGAUGCAACUACAAGUUUAUUAUCGAAAUCAUUUCCAGUGUUUUCUCCACCUCCUCCAAAACAUAAGGAAAGCAAAACUACUGGAAAAUCGCCUACGAGUGGAUCUAAAAGACGUGAAAGUCCUUCAAAGGGAAAUAGAGGUGAGUCGCUACCGCCAUCAUUAUAUCCAAAAGUUCGAUUAUUUGGUGAUGAAGAUGAUGAUGAAGCUAGUGCUCCAAAAAAAUUAACAUCAGAUGUUACAGAUUCAAAAGUCGUUGAAGAAGUGAGAGAAAGUUUAUCAAUAAGGAAAAAAAGAGAAAGUGAAGCAAUAACAAUGUUCUUUGAUAGAUCUAGUUCUUCUUCAAAAGCUCCUGAAAGGCAAUCCAUAAUUUCACCAAGAAGCAAAGAGUCAAACACAAGGCCUAAUCUGUUUGAAAGGACAACACAUGAUAAUAAUUCAAGUUUCCAUACAUUAAACGAAUUUAUCAAAAACCCAUUAAUUGAUGAUGCAAAAUAUAAAACAACCAAUGUCAAACAUUCUGACAAAAAGACUCCUAAUAACGAACCUACCGAAACAACAAACACCACCACACAAAGGAAAUCGUUCGAUAUAUCACAAUUUGAGUCAAGUGAUGAAGAGCCUGUUCCUGAGUUAACUGUCCCGUUGAAUGAAGAACCUCAACCCACAACCACCAAAAGAGUAUAUGAUGAGCCUAUUGAAACUUCAACUAAUAAAAAACCAAAGACAACAACAACAACAUCUCUAUAUCCAACAAUACAGCCAACGUCACAAACGCCAUUGAAGAGAUCAUCUGAAUCAAGAAGAAGAUCGUUGUAUCCUACUCUUCCUUCAGUGGGACACCCUUCAAGAGUCUCUGCUGCUGAUAUCGAAGAUAUUUCAAACAACAUACAAGAGACGACGAAACCAAAACCACAAGCUCCACUUCCAAAAGAACCAGAAGAAGAACUUGGUGAUUCAGAUCAUUGGGUUAAAAAUCAAUGGGCAUGUUUCUUUAAAGCUUUUAAAAGAUAUAAAAAGACUAAUGAUCUAUCAAUUUUCCAGAAUAAACGAUUAUUAGAAUACUUGAGAUGUGAUGAGCAUGAAAUUAAAUUAAAGAUCCAAUUCACUUUGGAUCAUGAGCAUGAGAUCAAAAGAAAAAACAAAUGA